AUGUGCCAGCCGGUGGCCUUGGUGUGCUCUUCCGCUUCUACUGCGCCUAUAUAUGUGACCGGCGUCAGCAAGGAGGUCAGAAGGAAUAUCAGAAAGAAGCUAUGGAGGAUACAGCCGAUCGAUUGCCGCCCGACGAAUUCAAGCACCUAUUCGCGUUCCGAUGAGCCAAAUCCACCGUACCACCCGUCCCGCAUGCGGCCACUGACGACAUCUGCUCUUUUUGUUAUCUGGUCCUCACUGCCGAAUACCGUAAUGGAUGCUUGUGCUAGGAUGCAGGAGCCUGGAGUGGUCACUACAACAGCGGUUCCGACUACGACUGCGGUUGCGAUUACCACUACUUAUUCUUUUGAAGAUUUUCAAUUAUCAAAACCUGCUCAACUUUAUGAGGAAAUGCGGUAUGGUGAUAGUUUGUUUGAACUUUGUACUAACGGUUCUGUUGCAGAUACUGAUUGGACUGGGACACACAAGGGCUGCCGAGACAACCACGACUGUGGGACUGGCUGCCCUGUAACACCUCCCGGUGAACUACCGCCUGACGGUGUUGGCUGCUUUGGCCAGGCAAAUAACCCCGAAUACGCAUGGACAUACGCAAACUGUCUCUCCGUGACCGAUAAUUGGGGCUACACAAUAGCUGAUGGCACAUGUGCUGCCGGAUGCAAGUCGCUCGCCACCUUCUUGACCGACGGAGAUCUGGUCUAUAAUGUGGUUAUGAAAUGCCAAGGCGGCGAUCUCUUCUAUGCCAUCACCGGCGUCACAAUGGAUAUGUUUGGUGCCUACAACCCGCCAUGCAGUCGUGCAGGAAAGGCC
Molecule: messenger RNA, 807 nt
Organism: Mesorhabditis spiculigera
Lineage: Eukaryota; Metazoa; Nematoda; Chromadorea; Rhabditida; Rhabditidae
Source: the annotation of a GenBank genome assembly